This is a messenger RNA of Larimichthys crocea (large yellow croaker), 3475 nucleotides long. RefSeq names its product MAGUK p55 subfamily member 7. NCBI's taxonomy places the organism in Eukaryota, Metazoa, Chordata, Actinopteri, Sciaenidae. The coding region runs from base 125 to 1942 and encodes 605 amino acids. The transcript is spliced from 18 exons. The record is from RefSeq and is a predicted model, not a curated record. Gene Ontology annotation, molecular function: protein binding.
UUGAACACUGCUCAACCUCUCUCUACAAGUGGAUGUUCAAAUGCAGCUCAUGCUCUUUAGAUAUUAAGCGGUAUGUCCUGCCUGAACUGGGCCUAAUGGAAUGGACAGUCUCUGAGUGAGGACGAUGCUGAGCAGAACCGAACACAGAGGUGUGUGCAGGCUGCUAUCAUCAGUGAUGUCUGGGACAGAGUCUCAUACAGACAGAGAGGAGGAUUACAGGUUCCUCCACAGCAUGCUCAUGGAGAAGAAGCUUCACCUGCUCUUCAAGAUCCAUGAGCGUCUGAAGCGUUUUGAGAAGCGAAGCCCUGUCCCCGUCCAGGAGCACGCAGCGAGUCUGGCCUCAGACUUGGCCGAGGAGCUGAUAUGCAAAGGCUGGAGCGAUGAAGUCAAAGAGCUGGUCGCUCUCUUUUCCAAACCCCAGUUUAAGAGCCUCCUGUCUGUCCACGACGCUGUAGCUCAGCGAGACUUUGAGCCCACUCUGCCGCCGAUGCCUGAUGAUGUUCUAGAGGAGGACGAGGAUUCGGUCAAAAUUGUCAGUCUGGUCAAAACUAAAGAGCCCCUGGGGGCAACAAUUAAGAAGGAUAAAUCCACUGGGGCUAUUGUUGUGGCGAGGAUCAUGAGAGGAGGUUCAGCUUAUAAAAGUGGCCUGAUCCAUGAAGGCGAUGAGCUCAAAGAAGUGAACGGCGUCUCACUGGAGCACAGAAAGCCAAAGGAAAUCCUUUCUCUUCUGGCUCGCUCUCAGGGUGAAGUUAAGUUCAAAAUCAUUCCUGCGUCCACCAAGGAAGAAAUGUCAUCAAAUAAGAAGAAGCUGUUUUUGCGAGCUCUUUUUGACUAUGAUCCUAAUGAGGAUCCCACCGUUCCGUGCAAAGAUGCAGCUGUCGCCUUUAAAAGAGGCGACGUCCUCCAGAUUGUCUGCAUGGAGGAUGACACCUGGUGGCAGGCCUGUCACCUCGGGGACGUCAACACUCGAGCAGGGCUGAUCCCCUCGCAGCAGCUCCAUGAGAGGAGAGUUGCACUACAGCGACCUAAAGCCCUGUUCAAGCCACGACGAGUCAAACCACCAGUCAUGGAGGAUGUCGACUACAGAGCUAUAACAGGAAUCCACAUUGCUGGUUUAAGAAGAAGUUUCCGACUCGGGAGGAAGAGCAAUCGGGCCACAGAAGCAGCUCGGUCUAGGAGGUGGAGCACAGGGGUACACAGCUCAGUUUGUCCCCCUACCUACAUAGAGGUGAUCCCAUACCACAAGGAUCCCCAAGACAGGCACCGUCUGGUCAUUCUGGUUGGGCCCAACGGCGUUGGCGUUAACGAGCUGAAGAGGAGGCUGCUGAUAUCCGACCCCGACCACUAUGGCGUCACUGUACCGCACACCACCCGUGAGAAGAGACGGCAGGAGAGUGAAGGGGUGGAUUAUCAGUUUGUAUCAAUUCACGUGUUUGAGGAGGACAUUCUUAAUCAUAGGUUUAUAGAGUAUGGGAGAUACAAUGGACACUACUAUGGAACAAGUCUAGACUCUGUGCGCAGAGUGAUGGCUGAGGGCAAGGUGUGCCUGCUGGAUGUGCACCCCGGUAAAAUCAAGCACGUGUAUACAUUUGAAUUCAAACCAUACGUGGUGUUUGUGAAGCCGCCGCGUAUAGAGGAGCUACGCCUCACCAGACGCAGAGCUAAAUUCAUCUGUGAUGACGAGAACAGGAACUCAGUCAGGAUCUUUUCAGAGGAGGAUUUUGAAGACAUGAUCGACUCGGCUGAAACCAUGGAGAGCCAGUGUGGUCACUUGUUUGACAAGGUGAUCGUUAACGGAGAUAUCGCGAUGGCGUUCAGAGAGCUGAAGGCGGACUUGAAGAAGGUAGAAGAGGCAGAAGUCCAGUGGAUUCCUGCAGAGUGGAUUAGCUCCUCACCAUCAAAAGCACGGAGAAGUUGUGGUCUCCUGGACAGCUGGAUUUAAACUUUUAACUCACAAAGAAGGGAUUAAGAAUGAACGUCUUAAUUGUAUGUACGAUAGCUAGCAAGUUUGAAUUUUUGUCAUACUUUGAACUUUUUUUCCAUUCAUUCAACAAGUCUUGUGAUUACCACAGUUUUCCAUACUGUCCCCAUAGUGUGUGUCUAAUUAGGCAAACAGAAUCCAUCUCUCUCUCUCUAUCCCUCCAUUCGUCGCAGGGCCAGUUUUUUCUGUUGGCAUUUGGCUGAAGUAACGUCGGCUCGCAGGACACAGAAAAGGAAGAAGAAGAAGAAAAAAAAAAGGAAACUCUCCAGAGCUUGUGGCUGAGUGUAAUCCUUCCCUGCCAAGUCGCAAACAUCAGCAUGUAAUUAUUCUGACAGCUGCUGCACUUCAAUUAACUGUAAUGUACACCAGAGAAAUAUUAUUAGUAGCAGUCGGGCAGACAUUUUGCCAACAACAUGCCGUACAAAAUAGGGACACAAACAAGAUAAUAGUCAAUUACACUAUAGAUGAUGAAGAAGGAAAGCCCGUUUCAUGGAUGUAAAUUUCUAAAUUGUGUGCAUGUUUUAGAUUAGGACUAUAGAUGUGUAAGUCUCACAGUUAUUGUUAAAAACUUGGUUCUUGAUGAUUCUUGAUGAUUCUUGAGGCUUCAACGUGUGUAUUUUGAAGCACUCUACACUUGUUUAUGGACCAUUAAUUGUGAAAAGGUCUUUUUUUUUAUCCAAAAACAUAUUGGGACAAUUAAAAAUAAUUGGCAGAAAACUCACCAUUAGUGACACUCCAUUAACAAAUACUCAUAUUUGAGCAUCACAGCUGUCGUAGCGUAGCUUCUACUGUUCUCCUUCACACAAGCUGCUUUAAUCUAAUUCAUUUAAAUGGCUGCAUUCCUCUACGUUCAUGCUGUUUCCUUCUUCUUUUUUGGAUGCUGUGCUCAAUUGGGUGUGAAGGAGUGUUAAUGUGUCUAUCAUGUCGUGUUUGGGAGGAAGAGGGAGCUGCAUGAUGUGCGGAGAUGGUAAUGGCUUUCAAGGGACCUGGGCCUUUGCAGACAUGCAGAGUUACGACCGCACAUAAAAAGCUGUGAAAGUACAGUGAGGCUCUACACAGUAGAUUGGAGUACAGGGAUUAAGAGCAUGCUAUUUUGUCUCAGGUAUUUAUUGUCAGUGUCAAACCCAAGUGAGUACACAAAGAAGACAGCGGCACAAAUGGAUGAGUGGAGACGCACUCAUUUGGUGUGUUCGCAUGUCUCCUGAUCACCAGGACGUACAAACCAGACUGUUAGGACAAGAGUCGCACUUCUGCCAGGCCCGAAGCUCAAACCUCAGCCAAAACGUGGCAGUAUAAUUUCAUCACAUCACUGAGAAUCUACAGGCACCCUCUGAGAUCAUAACGAUGCCAUUUAAGACACCGGAGUGAUCCAAUGAAAACCCACCGUUUUAUGUUCACUGCAGCUCCCACUUCAAACAUUACACAGAAGUAUGAUGUCAAUUGGUCUCGGAUAAUUUGGCUCAAUCAUGUAAAUGUCUAUUUGAAGUAUGUAAA